Selaginella moellendorffii is the source of this 543-nucleotide messenger RNA. RefSeq names its product indole-3-acetate beta-glucosyltransferase. The coding region runs from base 1 to 543 and encodes 180 amino acids. The record is from RefSeq and is a predicted model, not a curated record. Gene Ontology annotation, molecular function: UDP-glycosyltransferase activity. NCBI's taxonomy places the organism in Eukaryota, Viridiplantae, Streptophyta, Lycopodiopsida, Selaginellales, Selaginellaceae. The transcript has a single exon.
AUGGGCGAGCUAGCUGACGAUGUGAUCCUCUCAGAUCCUGAAGUGCAAAGGUCGGAGAUACCCUGGCGCAACGACAAAGCUUACCAGGAUCAACAGCCAAGCUCUCAUGGCUGCCGAUCUCGCCAUCGUGAACACCUACCAGUCGGUCCUCUCAACGACGAGCCACACACUGUCAGAUUUGGCGUAUGCGAUACCGAUUGUCUCAAAUGGCUCGACGAGCUCGACAUCUCUUUCGGGAGCUUUGCGGCCAUGACUGGCGACCAGAUGGAAGAAAUCGUGCGAGGACUGGAAGCCAGCAGCAAGAAAUUCCUGUGGGUGAUCCGACUCGAGCAGCCAGAGAUCUCCAAGGUCCGAUUCCCAAGCACGGAUCAAGGAAUGGUCGUCCCGUGGUCGCCUCAGAGGAAAGUAGCGGUUGGAGCUUUUCUUUCUCACUGCGGCUGGAAUUCUACCGUGGAGGCCGUCGCCCGUCCUCUGUUGGCCACUGCUGUUCGAGCAGAUAAAAAAUCUAUAAUGCAUAAAAUUAAUAAAGAAAACACCAUAUAA